CAAUCGGCGUCCCGGAAGGAGCACGUUUCGGCGUCUGAGCCGGCGAAUGACAGCAGCGCCGCCCGCCGGUCGCGGCCGCGGCACCGCCGGUGUCCCGAGCCUCCUGUCAGCGAGCCUCUCUGCUAGGCGAGCGGCGUGCCUCCCCGCGUGUCUGUGACCCGGAGGGCUCUCCCCGCUCUCCCCGGCCCCUGCCCAGCUGUCCCUCCGCUGCCGGCGCCAUGGGCAGCGAGCAGAGCGCGGAGGCCGAGAGCCGCCCCGGCGAUCUGAACGCCUCAGUGACUCCAUCUCCAGCUAAACACCGGGCCAAGAUGGAUGAUAUCGUGGUGGUAGCUCAGGGCUCUCAGGCCUCCAGGAACGUCAGCAAUGAUCCUGACGUCAUCAAGCUGCAAGAGAUCCCAACCUUCCAGCCCCUUUUAAAAGGGCUCUUGAGUGGACAGACGUCCCCAACAAAUGCCAAACUGGAGAAGCUGGACUCUCAGCAGGUGUUGCAGCUCUGCCUACGGUACCAAGAUCACCUGCACCAGUGUGCAGAAGCAGUUGCUUUUGAUCAGAAUGCUCUAGUCAAGCGAAUCAAAGAGAUGGAUCUGUCCGUGGAAACCCUCUUUUGCUUCAUGCAGGAGCGCCAGAAAAGAUACGCCAAGUAUGCGGAGCAGAUCCAGAAGGUUAACGAGAUGUCGGCCAUACUGCGCCGUAUCCAGAUGGGCAUCGACCAGACGGUGCCACUGAUGGAGAGGCUGAACAGCAUGCUGCCCGAGACCGAGCGCCUGGAGCCCUUCAGCAUGCGGCCUGAGCGGGAGCGGCACUAGCAGGCACCUGCCUCCCUGGCCGCAGCUCCUCCAGCCUCUGCCUGGCCCUAAUGUUUGCUUAGAUGCGGUUGACCGACACCCGACUUUCCCAGGUGGUCGUUCUUGAUUCCCGAAGUUGGGACAGCUGAAUUUUUGAGUUCUUUAAAGAACAUUGCCUCCAGAGUUAGUUUUAUUUUGCUCAGAUUUUUUAAAUUAAAAGUGUAUAUAGACUAGCUUCUGCAAUGAAACUGGAGAAAACGUUAACAAACUGUGUUCUCCUUUGCACCGGUGAGACUCCGGCUUCUAUGGGUUGUGGUCGUAAAUAUAAGAUCUAAGUCCAGUUCCCGUCCCCACGAAAGCUGCCAUCACAUCAGGGAGCUGUCUCCCAGUGUCCUCCUCCCCUCCCGGAACACUGCCUGUUUCCAGGUGCCAUGCCCCUCCCUCCUGCGGGCCGCUGGAAACUGAAGGUGCCCUUCACCCACUCUUGAAGUUGUCUGUUAGAACUGCUUGCCAGACGGAAUUCAGCCUCUGUGACCGUGGGCAGACCUCGGCCUCCAUAACAAGGUCUGCACCAACAUCUGAUCGCACCCUCCAAUAGCGGUCUUUCGCUCACUCCAGAGAUCCGCUGAGCUCCGCUGGUGCUCCAGGGACAUGAGAAGGACUACCUAGCCUCUGCCUUCCACUGUCCGUGCUGGGGAUCAUGAAGCUGAGGAAAGAAUGCCUGCCCAUCUCAGGAGUUCAAGGAAGAAGGCCCAAGGGAGGGAGGGGAGGGAUGAAUGCCGGACAGGCAUGAAGAGAAGAGCUGGGGUCUGAAGAGAUCAGGGCUGGAGUCUGCAGCUGCUACCUUGCUCCCUGUAUUCUUCCAGAACCCAGAGUAUCAGGAGCCAGAGAGCCUUCAGGGUUUUUAUAAGAUUAAAAUUAAUCUGCUUAA
This is a messenger RNA of Myodes glareolus (Bank vole), 1716 nucleotides long. It is a transcript of the gene Borcs5, whose product is annotated as BLOC-1 related complex subunit 5. Lineage: Eukaryota; Metazoa; Chordata; Mammalia; Rodentia; Cricetidae. Gene Ontology annotation, biological process: organelle transport along microtubule; positive regulation of anterograde synaptic vesicle transport; lysosome localization. Gene Ontology annotation, cellular component: BORC complex; synaptic vesicle membrane; cytoplasmic side of lysosomal membrane. The record is from RefSeq and is a predicted model, not a curated record.